GGACACCAUGCCUGAAAUAUCCCUCCAGUGACCCUAACACCAGCUGAAGUCACCCAACACUGAGUGAAACUGUCACUUGCAGGCCAAGCAUUAACGCCUGCGACGAUGGACGAAGCCCUGGCGAUUGAAUGCAUCGAUCUGGCAUGUGAGGUGAACAACACAGAUCAUCACACGCAGAUGAACAGCCUGGACAGACUGAUCGUGAGGAGAGGCCAGCCGUUUACCAUCACACUACAUCUGCAACCCAUAGCUCACUUCCACAAUGGGGCCAAAGUCAACUUUAUCGCCAAAACAGGUCCAAUACCUUCAGUGGAUGCACAAACUAAAGCAACAUUCGGCCUCAGCAAAUUCAUCUCUAGAACAUGCUGGAGUGCUACUGCAGAACUAAUGUCAGAGAGUACAGUCUCUCUGACCGUGUGCUCACACCCAAACGCCCCUAUUGGAGUCUAUAAUCUGAUCCUGGAUCAGGGAGCUGGAGUCGGUCUAGGAGAUUUUGUCCUGCUCUUUAACCCUUGGUGCAAAAGGGACUCUGUGUACCUGGCUAGUGAAGCUGAAAGGGAGGAAUACGUCCUCUCGCAGGACGGCCUGAUUUACCGCGGGAUACCCAAACACAUCACAGAACUCCCAUGGACCUUUGGACAGUUUGAGCCAGGCAUACUGGACAUCUGUCUGAAGAUUUUAGAUGAAAACCCCAAAUAUAUAAGUGACGCAGCUCUGGAUUGUUCAGAGAGGAGAAACCCAAUUUAUGUGACAAGAGUGAUUAGUGCCAUGAUCAACAGCAAUGAUGAUAAAGGUGUUCUAGUGGGUAACUGGUCGGGUGAGUAUGAAGAUGCCAUGAGGCCGACCGCCUGGAAGGACAGCUGUACCAUCCUCCGACAAUGGAGUCAUGGAGGUUGCAGGAGGGUGCGUUAUGGACAGUGCUGGGUGUUCGCAGCUGUCGCCUGCACAGUGUCCAGAGCUUUGGGAAUCCCAUGCAGAGUCGUCACUAACUUUGGAUCAGCACAUGACAGCAACGGUGAUCUAUUAAGGGAACGUUUCUACAACGAAUUUGACGAGAACAUUUCUGACGACUCCAUAUGGAACUUCCAUGUAUGGGUGGAAAGUUGGAUGACACGCUCAGACCUAGCGCUUGGGUAUGAGGGUUGGCAGGCAAGUGAUCCCACACCCCAGCAUAGAAGUGAUGGUGCAUUCUGUUGUGGUCCUGCCCCUGUGAGAGCCAUUAAGGAGGGCGAGCUCACUUUCAAAUAUGAUGUCCCGUACUUGUUCGCUGAGGUGAACGCUGACGUGGUGGAGUACAUUAAAUUGAGAGAUGGAAGGGUGUUUAAGAUGGGGGGAUCAACUACGGCAGUGGGGAAGCUCAUCAGCACCAAGGCAGUGGGCAGAGAUGAGAUAGAAGACAUUACACACAACUACAAGUAUCCAGAGGGUUCUGAAGAGGAGAGAAAGGUGUAUGAGAAAACCAAUCAUCACAACAGACUCACCCAGGCAGAAGAGGAACCUGGUUUACACAUCAAGAUCAGGGUGACCCCAGACAUGCAGAUCGGCUCUGACUUUGACACAUACACAGAACUCAAAAAUAACACCAUAGUCACAAAGACCUGUCGGGUCAUGUUCUACGCCCAAGCUGUAUCCUACAAUGGCAAACUUGGAGAAACCUGUGGAUUGAGCGAGUUUACGGAAAUUAAUUUGGGCUCUACUGAGGGUGGUAAGGUAACUCUUCGACUGGAGUAUGCAGAUUACAGUAAAGCUAUAACUCAAGAUAGAAUGAUCAAAUUGGUGGCUUUACUCAUCGACGUAGAGACAUGCGAGUUCUACAGAGCAACAAAGACCAUCGUACUGGACAGCCCUGAAAUAAGCGUUAAUAUUCUGGGCAUGCCGAAAGUGGGCCGGAACCUUGUGGCAGAUAUGGCGCUGCAGAACCCACUACCAGAGCCCCUUGAAAACUGUGUGUUUACUAUACAUGGUGCCAACCUCACAGAUGGCAAACCAAUCACCCAUAAGGUUGGAAGAGUUGGCCCUAAGGAGUUUGCUACCGCUAAAGUGGAGUUUACACCGAAGAUGCCAGGACAAAGAAAAAUACUGAUAGAUUUUGCCAGUGAUAAACUUCAUAACAUUGAGGCCUACGAGAAUCUCAUAAUUUAUGAAUAAAUGAGCUGA
Myxocyprinus asiaticus (Chinese sucker) is the source of this 2157-nucleotide messenger RNA. RefSeq names its product protein-glutamine gamma-glutamyltransferase 2-like. Bases 106 to 2148 code for a protein of 680 amino acids. Gene Ontology annotation, molecular function: protein-glutamine gamma-glutamyltransferase activity. The transcript has 13 exons. Gene Ontology annotation, biological process: peptide cross-linking. The record is from RefSeq and is a predicted model, not a curated record. Lineage: Eukaryota; Metazoa; Chordata; Actinopteri; Cypriniformes; Catostomidae.